UUAACUAUGGGCAAAAUUCAACAGAUCAUAUUGAUGGCUGCGAUGCUGUACGUCGGCGAAGCUCGUAAAAUUGAUUCAAUUCGAACGGAUAAAUACGAGCUAAGCUACUACAAUGAUGGAGAUGAUUCUGUAUCAUUUUGUGAAGCACUUGUAGCUUGUUCGGAACUUGGCUCAGGAUCAAGGCUUGUUAAAGUCAACGAGGAAGAUACACAGACGCAAAUGGAUUGGAUGCUUGAGUAUUGGAGUUAUUCACGAGUUUGGAUCGGCGCCACUGAUAUGCGAUCAGAAGGAGUUUGGUACUGGUUGGAUGGCACAUCUUUGAGAUACGGUUAUACAAAUUGGGGUGAUAACCAGCCGGAUACCGGCCGAACUACCGAACAAUGUGUAGCAUCAGGUAGACAUGAUUUGGAUGAUACAGAUGAUACGUGGCAUGACUUUUCGUGUGAUUUAAAGUUUGGAUAUAUUUGCCAAAGAGAUAUCAGCAGCACAAGAUCGUUGUCAACUGAUCCAGUAAUCCAAUUGUUCUAUUCAAACAACCCCACAUCUUUUGCGGAUGCGCAAAAGAAUGCGAAAGCCAAGGAGCCAAGAUUGUGAGAGGAGACCAAGAACGUUAUGAAAAAAUUCGGCAAAUAUUGCCUAAGUACAACAACACAAAAGUCUGGAUUCAAGACGAAUCAUCUGACAGCGGAUGUGCCGUGAUGAGUCACAAUCGCUGGCAAACACAUGAAUGCAAUAAAGGCAAUUUGGAUACAUCUGUGAAACCG
Styela clava is the source of this 764-nucleotide messenger RNA. The record is from RefSeq and is a predicted model, not a curated record. NCBI's taxonomy places the organism in Eukaryota, Metazoa, Chordata, Ascidiacea, Stolidobranchia, Styelidae.